GUUGCUAUGAUGCCCUGUGCCUUUCUGCCAAUCAGUCGGAUGCUCUAACAAACCUCGAUAAACCUCAGACGCCACAGUUAACCUGAGUGAUCUCUUCACCUGCUUCCGUUGCUGAUAUUUCAGUGGAUGUGAAAGCAAAACUGACGGUAAAAUUCAUCAAAACAAAUUUAAAAGAAGAAAGGCACUUAAACCACAAAGUUGUUAUGGAGUGACGAGAUUUGCUUAAAAGUUGCAACCAGACGUGUUCUGUCGCUUCCUCAUUUGGCUUACGAACCCAACACCCACCAGGGUCAUGUGCUCCCCUCAACGCUGGUUUUAUCCCUUCUACUGAUCAUUGUUGUCCUGCUAACAAUUUACUGUCUGAGGUUCAAAAACCACAAGAAAGCUCUUAUUACGUCGGUGGAUAAAAAGAUUCCAAAUGGCUUCUUGGAGGAACAAGGAGAGCAGACAGUGGUCCUCCUCCCGAGAUCUCCCUCGCCCUCCAAGAGGUACUUCCCGAUCCCUCUGGACUCGCUGGAGGAGGAGUACCGGAUUCGCUCGGCUGACGACGGCAAGCUCUUCAGAGAGGAGUUCAAUUCACUGCCAUGUUACUACCGCCAUGGGUCCUUUGAGGAGGCGAGCAGAGAGCACAACAGAGAGAAAAACAGAUACCCAAACAUUUUACCAUACGAUCAUUCAAGGGUGGUUCUGAGUCAUCUUGAUGGACAUCUAUGCUCAGACUACAUAAAUGCAUCUUAUAUAGAUGGCUAUAAGGAGAAAAACAAAUUCAUUGCAGCACAAGGCCCAAAACUGGAAACACUGGCUGACUUCUGGCGAAUGAUUUGGGAACAGAAAACGGCAACUAUAGUCAUGCUGACAAAUCUAAAAGAAAGGAAAGAGGAGAAAUGCUGCCAAUACUGGCCAGAAAAAGGCUGCUGGAUGUACGGAAACGUCCGAGUGGCAGUGGAGGACAUCACCGUGCUGGUGGACUACACCAUUAGAAAAUUCUGUGUUCAAUAUCAGGGCAGCGACGGGCUCCGAGCUCCUCGGCUGGUCACCCAGCUCCACUUCACCAGCUGGCCAGACUUCGGGGUGCCGUUCACACCCAUUGGCAUGCUGAAAUUUCUCAAGAAGGUCAUGGCUGUCAAUCCGUCAUAUGCUGGACCCAUUGUUGUGCACUGCAGUGCCGGAGUUGGAAGGACCGGGACGUUCAUUGUCAUUGACAGCAUGAUCGACAUGAUGCACAUGGAGCAGCGAGUGGAUGUCUUUGGCUUUGUGAGCAGAAUACGAGAACAGCGCUGUCAACUUAUCCAGACAGAUAUGCAGUACUCCUUUAUCUACCAGGCUCUGUUAGAGUACUAUCUGUAUGGAGACACGGAGCUGGAUGUGUGCUCUCUGGAGGGCCAUCUGCAAAGGCUUCACAACACCAGGGCCCCACACGACAGGCUGGGCCUGGAGGAGGAAUUCAGGAAGCUGACCAAUGUUCGAAUAAUGAAGGAGAACAUGAGGACYGGGAACCUUCCAGCCAACAUGAGGAAGAAUCGUGUGCUUCAGAUCAUCCCAUAUGAUUUCAACCGAGUAAUACUCUCAGUGAAAAGAGGACUGGAAUUUACAGACUACAUCAAUGCCUCCUUUAUUGAUGGCUACCGGCAGAAGGACUAUUUUAUCGCARCCCAGGGCCCCCUGUCUCACACAGUGGAGGACUUCUGGAGGAUGAUGUGGGAGUGGAGGUGUCAUUCAAUCGUUAUGCUCACACAGCUCAAAGAGAGGGAGCAGGAAAAAUGUUUCCAAUAUUGGCCAUCAGAGGGCAGUGUAACAUUUGGAGAUUACACUUUGGAGCUGACUGGAGAAACACAGUGUGAAACCUUCACUCGCAGAGAUCUGCUUCUCACCUACAAACAUGUGGAAAAGCAGUCACAGCACGUUCGCCACUUCCACUUCCAUGGGUGGCCUGAGAUCGGGAUACCAGGAGAAGGACGGGGGAUGAUUGACAUCAUUGCUGCCGUCCAGAGGCAGCAGCAGCAGUCUGGAAACCGUCCCAUUGUGGUACACUGCAGCGCUGGUGCGGGAAGGACCGGGACCUUUAUUGCGCUCAGCAACAUUCUGGAAAGAGUGAAAGCUGAAGGCCUCCUGGAUGUUUUUCAGACUGUCAAAAGUUUACGUAUGCAGAGACCACACAUGGUUCAAACUGUGGAGCAAUACGACUUCUGCUACAGAGUGGUCCAGGACUUUAUUGACAUUUUCUCAGACUACGCCAAUUUUAAAUAAAACCUUUCCAUGUUUUUUUUUUUCUGUACACACAACUCAAAUGAAAGUAUGCAUUUUUUAAAUGUUGUUUUCUAAAACUUUUUACAUUUUGAACUUCACUGCAGAAUUAAAAAUGUUGUUCUAUGUGAGAACCAGGAGAGUCUGUAUAAUAUGUGGGCUAAUAUGUGGACAAUAAUUAAAGUUUUUUUUUAAUAUAUAUAGGGUUGUUUUAACUUGUAAGUAAAAAUGAUUUCUUCCUAAUAUGUAAAUAUUAUUUAUGAUCUGUGUUUAGCUCAAGCAGGAACUGAAAAAGUCAAACACAUUUAUUUCUGUUUCUGUUUUAUUACCUCACUUCUAUCUGAGAUUUAACAGCUGGUGCCUGUUGCAGUUUUAUUCAGCCUCAGUAACUUUUUUUUUUGCCUGUGGCAGUGCUGGAUUGUGCCUAACUCAGCCACACACAAUUAGCUCAUAUUGAAUCAGGCAUAAAAAAACGUGUUAUUUCAUGAAAUUUAAAUGCAUGAUUUCUGUCAAACUUACCUUUCAGCUUUUUAAAUAAUUUUUCAUACAGUUUAUUCAUUCAGCUUUACGCUUUCAUAUUGCAUAAAACCAGUGCCAUAUCGAUUAGAUAUUGUUCUAAUCUGCAAAAACUUGUCACAAAGUGACAAAUUAAAAAAAUAAUAAGUCAGGUAUUUAUUGUAUCUUUGUUUAAACAAAAAAACAAGAAUGUACAGUACUGGUUAUAUUGUUUCAAAGGUGGUCGGUGGAUUAUCAAUUGAGAGUUUUUUUUUUAUAUAUUUACGUAUAUUGUAUCCAUUUUAGAUUAUUUUAAUGAGUGGGUUAAAAAUUCAGAGGAAACCUUUGUUUUUUCUUCUUCCUUUUUAGCUCAUUAAUAUUUGCUGUCUUGAUUUACAAAAACAGACAAUAAACAUUUCUUGGAUUUUUUUAAAAUAAAAUAUAUUAAAACCAAUUCAGAGAGAUUAACAUAUUAC
Austrofundulus limnaeus is the source of this 3215-nucleotide messenger RNA. Its product is annotated as receptor-type tyrosine-protein phosphatase epsilon. Gene Ontology annotation, molecular function: protein tyrosine phosphatase activity. NCBI's taxonomy places the organism in Eukaryota, Metazoa, Chordata, Actinopteri, Cyprinodontiformes, Rivulidae. The record is from RefSeq and is a predicted model, not a curated record. Gene Ontology annotation, biological process: protein dephosphorylation.